Molecule: messenger RNA, 2300 nt
Organism: Maniola jurtina (meadow brown)
Lineage: Eukaryota; Metazoa; Arthropoda; Insecta; Lepidoptera; Nymphalidae
Product: protein FAM161A
Exons: 6
Coding region: 55-2124 (689 amino acids)
Biological process (GO): cilium organization
Cellular component (GO): cilium
Source: RefSeq, a predicted model, not a curated record
UGUUUUGUUUUAGACCACUGUAUUAUAAGUGAUUAACGAUGAUAUUAUUAAGUUAUGCAUCGGUGUAGUGUGUUUAAAAACGCUUGUAUUAAUGUGCCAGUAGACCCUAUAAGUAAAAUGCCGAGGACUGCUUACGAACGUAACGAAAAGAAUUUAGUAGAACAGUGUUCAAUAGAAUCGUCUUGUGGCUCGGUAGCAGGUGAUAUCGAAGCAGAGAAGUUGAAGGAGUUCUACCGAAGCAUCCCUGAUUACAACGAUAUAAACCAUUUAUCUGAAGCAGAAUUUUAUUCUACGUUAAAAAGUUUGAGAGAUAAAAAGAAACUAAUGCUAGGUUUAGCGGUCGAGCAUAUAGACGACUGUAAAUUGUACGACGAUACAAGUAGGUUUGAUAAGGAAGAAAUCGUUUCAACCGUUAAAAGAAGACCUUACAAUAGAAGAAAAUCUCUUACGGUGACAGAUAAACCAAGAAUUCCUCAAGUCAAUGUUGUUAAAGCAUCCACAAUUGGAACUUUAAAUAAAACAGAUAAUGGGGGAUUAGAAAAUGGACAGGUAGAUUCUACAAAAAUCAGUAGUUUAACUGUAAAAGGUGUGUCUAAAAUGGAUAGGCCUAAGAGGAAUCAUUCAGCGUGUUCCAUUUCUUGGCAUGACGAUAAAGUUGAAACUAAGAAUGAAGUGGACGAUAAAUUCGAUAAGUUUUUUGAAGGGAAUGAUAUAAAUGACGAUGGAUUUUAUAAGACGCAAAGUAUGCCGUCGAGUCCACUACGAACUAGACGGACAGGGUCUUUGAGACGGCGGAAAAGCAUCACGAUACCCAAGCCUUUUAAGAUGACAGAAAGAGAUGAAGAAGACCGCAUAGUGAGUGAACUCCGAGGUCUACAGAAGUCGUUGUCCGAGGACAUGCUUCAUCAGAAGCGGGAGAGGAAGCGGUUCCGAGCCAGGCCGGUGCCCAUUGAGUCCCGAAUACCAUUAUAUGACAAAAUACUCGAAGAUCAAGCUAUGAGACGAGCAAUAACAAAGAUUAACAGCGAAGCAGAGCUAAGAGCGCAGAUGAAGCCGUUCAGCUUCACGAAGCGUGAAGAAGGCUCCUUAACUGGAGUGUGCGAGAGAGCGGUCAACGCGCUGCCGAAAAGCAAAAAGAAGAAGCGCUUCCGAGCCCGUCCGGUGCCGAAGAACCUCUUCUCCAACUAUUUCUAUGAUAAAAUGAAGGAAGACAACUUUUUUCGCUCUAUGAAUCGUCGUGUCAGGGCAGAGGAAAUGCUACGGACUUCUAGCUUCCCAGGCAGCAUGGCGGUACGCGACCGAAGCCGCUUGUCCACCCCUGCAGCCCACAGCGAUCUGCCUAUAGACCCGUCCCCGGCUGUCCCCUCAAGUACCUCCUCGGAUAGGCAUCGAUGCUCCAGCCCAACAAAGGAUGCAAGGAAGUCGAAGGCCAAAGAGGAUUUUAUUACAACAAGCCCUCAGCCGUUCAGAUUUAACACUGCUGAAAGAGCGUCGAAAAAGAUGAACGACAUAACAAAGAAAAUUUACCAAGGCAGCAAAAGUAGCGACAGCAGGAAUGGUAGCAGUAAACCAGAAGAUAUCUUCAACAAAACGCAGGCGUAUUCUGCCCUGGACUUGAAGGGUAUAGCAGCUGGGAGGUCUAACUUAGCAGCGCUGUUGCGAGCUGAGGCAGUAAGACAGAAGUUUGAAAUGGAAUCGGUUAGACGUUUAGCGGAGCAGCGUCGAAGAGCUGAUAAUAGGCACCGGGAUCGCUUGCUCAGGUCUAAACCCGCUUGGCAUCUUGUUAAGAACAACCACGAAGAGGACAUAGCAAUGCGGUUACAAACAAGACGCGACGAAGAAAGAAUGAGACGGGAGGAGUUUCUCCACGAGAUGGAGCUGAUGUACGGAAGGGUCCAACAACAACCGAUGCUGUUCGAAAGAUACUACGCACCGCGUUCUGGAGCGACCACCGUGGACUCCAUACAACUGUCCCCAAGAAAAAGUCCUAGCAAGAAACGUGGCAGCAGAAAGAGUAAAACAUAUCGAUUAGGAAGUCCUUGUAUAUCGCCCGAAUUGCGUGGAGAAUUCAUAAAAUAUUCAGACAAAAAAUCCAAUCUAACCGAUGAUGAUGAUGAUGUAUGAUAAGGCGGUCAAAAAAUUUGACAAUUUAGAACGAAGUUAGAAAAAAUACUAUUGGAACUAGAUGCUCUCCGAAAGUUAAAAAUUCAAAAGGAACACUUAAAAGGUGCACCAGAUUCUAUAGAAGCAUAGAAAGAAACAACAGUAGUAAUAAAGAGGGUAGUAGAAAAAAUAAUAUC